AUGGAGGAUUAUAUCGAAUAUAUACUAUGUGGAGAAAUAUUGGCAUCAACUUCAAUAUCUUCCAAAGAUCAAUAUUUUCUAAAAUGCAACGAAUGCAAUGGUUAUUAUUCCACUCUCGAUGAGUUCAUUGUUCAUCAUCAGUCGAAUCAUAACGAUGAGACAUUGGAUGGUUCACAAGCUGAAUUGAUAGAGGAGGAAAAUGAAGAAUAUUUGGAAAUCUAUUCACCUUUGUCGGUCAAGUCAGAGCAACCGGAUAAAGGUUGUGCUGAUAAACAUGUUAAGCUGUCUACAAAGGGCGACUGUGAAAACAAAACAGAGAUUGUGGAAGAAGGUUGUGCUGAUGGACAUGUUAAACAGUCUCCAAAGGGCGAUUGUGAAAACGAAACAGAUGUUGUGGAUAUAAAAUCAAAUAGUUCACCUCAACAUUCAAAGGAAUUACCUGUUGAUAAUUGUAUAAAAGAUGAAAUAGAUGAUGGGGAAGGUUUUAAAGGAUUUGAAAGUGAAGAUAUGGCUGCAGAUGAUGAUGAGAUGGACCCUCUAGAGCAAUCAUUGGGCAAGGAAAUGGAAGAUCAGCUAAAUGAAGAAGACAAUGAGUAUAUUUGUUCCGAAUCAGAAGAUGAGAAAAACUUCAUGGCAUUUAUAGAGGCAUAUAAAAAACAGCCACGUCUAUGGAAUUGGAAACAAUACCCGUCAAAAUUUAAAACCAACAAAGAACGUGAAAUCUAUUGGUCAAAAAUUUCUAAUGAUAUCAAAAAUAAUUUAAAUAUCGACAUGACCAGUAGCUAUGUAUCAGCUGUCAUACGGCGUAUUCGAAAUGGCUAUGCUAUUAAAUUAAACCGCCUCAAAUCGAAUGAGCAACGUGGUGGUACACUAAAGAGUAGAACAAUUCCACAAUGGUAUUUCGAUAAAAUGCAAUUUCUUGAACCAUUUUUGAAUAAUUAUUCAAUUGUUGAAAUUGGUGCACAACGAAAAUCAUUAGAAUCGAAACAGAUCACACAAAUUCUACAGAUAUAUAAAAGGUUUCCGCAUUUAUGGAAUACAAAUUUAGUGGAAAAUGUUUGUACCAAUAAACGGAACGAUGCUCUGAAUCAAAUGAUAAAAACCCUAAAGGAGGAAAUGUCACUGCAGGUGGAUGAGAUUGCUCUUAAGAAAUAUUUGUAUUGCAUUCAUGGCCACUUUACGACCGAAAAAUCCAAAAUGCAAAACCAGAAGUCUUCAUCCAAAGACAUAUCGAUGUAUUAUGAACACAUGACAUAUUUAGAUGAACACGUUGGCCCUUUCUUUUGUUCAGAGUGUAAUAAGAAACACAAGAACCCAUUGCAGUUGAAAGUCCACGAAGCACUGGCACAUGGCCUGGAACCGCUGAAAUGCCCACUCUGUACGAAAACAUAUACCAAUGUCCAGGCGUAUACAUUUCAUGCUCGACGACACAUGAACGACACCAGUGAAAUGUGUAAAAUUUGCGGUAAAACAUUUAUAAAAGUUGUAGACCUAAAGGCUCACAUGCGUGGACACAAUGGCAUCAAACCGUAUUUCUGUGAAAUAUGUGGUGCCUCGUUCACGAUGCCAUCAUCGUUGACGGAACACAAAAAACGACACGAUACAGAAAGUAAAGAGCAUUGUACAAUUUGUUCCAAAGAGUUCUUUAGCAAGCGCCGACUGAAUAUGCAUCUUCUAACUCAUUCGAACGAAAGAAAUUUCAUUUGCAAUAAUUGCGGCAAAGCCUUUAAAACUAAGAAAACCAUGCGAGCACAUGAAACGAUUCACGAAGAUAGUCGAAAUCAUCCCUGUCCCGUUUGUGGUAAAAUGUUUAAAAAUAGAAUUGGUGUUACACAGCAUUUGAGAACGCAUCGGAAUCAAGCUGAAACUUCAUCAAAUCCCUUUAUAGAUAGUUGA
Musca vetustissima is the source of this 1896-nucleotide messenger RNA. Its product is annotated as zinc finger protein 26-like. The transcript is spliced from 3 exons. Gene Ontology annotation, cellular component: nucleus. NCBI's taxonomy places the organism in Eukaryota, Metazoa, Arthropoda, Insecta, Diptera, Muscidae. The record is from RefSeq and is a predicted model, not a curated record. The coding region runs from base 1 to 1896 and encodes 631 amino acids.